Molecule: messenger RNA, 1205 nt
Organism: Populus euphratica (Euphrates poplar)
Lineage: Eukaryota; Viridiplantae; Streptophyta; Magnoliopsida; Malpighiales; Salicaceae
Product: biotin carboxylase 2, chloroplastic
Exons: 8
Coding region: 288-1190 (300 amino acids)
Molecular function (GO): metal ion binding; ATP binding
Source: RefSeq, a predicted model, not a curated record
AACUAAUGAUAAUAAAAAAGAAAAAGAAAAAGUAAAGAGAGGUUCUUAGCUUUGGUUUGGCAACCCAAACUCAACUAGGCGGAACUUUCGAUCUCACACACUCUCUUACACUCUUCGUCUUUCCUCGUUUCUAUCGACAAGACAGCAAUCCAAACUAAAGUCCCAACAAAUAUCUUCCUUCCUUCACUUCUGUCUUAAAUACUCUCUCUCUUUCUCUCUUUCUCCCAGUGCUUUCUUUGUUUCUGAAACACCCCAUCAUUUCUUGUUCAAGGCCUUUUGGGUUUAAAAUGGAGGCAACGUUGCCUGUUUGCAAAUCUGUUACCUCUACUCCUGGUUUAUUCAUGAAGAGAAAUAGUGGAAUCAGGAAUUCUCAAUGCAGCUUUAUGGUGGGAACUAAGGUUAAUUUUCCUAGACAAAGAACUCAGGCUACCCAAGCUAAUCACUGUGCUAAGAAGAAUGGAGGAGCUCUUGGGGUUGCAUGUCGCACAGAAAAAAUUCUGGUAGCAAACAGAGGAGAGAUUGCUGUUCGUGUUAUUCGAACUGCACAUGAGAUGGGGAUACCAUGUGUAGCUGUUUACUCUACCAUAGAUAAGGAUGCACUUCAUGUGAAAUUGGCUGAUGAGUCUGUUUGCAUAGGUGAAGCACCCAGCAACCAAUCGUACUUAGUGAUCCAAAAUGUUUUAUCUGCUGCUAUCAGUCGUGGAUGCACGAUGCUGCAUCCUGGAUACGGUUUCCUUGCUGAAAAUGCUGUUUUUGUGGAAAUGUGCAGAGAACAUGGAAUAAACUUUAUUGGGCCUAAUCCUGACAGCAUACGAGUCAUGGGUGACAAAUCAACUGCUAGAGAAACAAUGAAGAAGGCAAAUGUUCCAACUGUACCAGGAAGUGAUGGCUUGUUACAGAGUACUGAAGAAGCAAUAAAGCUUGCCAGUGAGAUUGGUUAUCCUGUGAUGAUCAAGGCAACAGCAGGUGGUGGAGGACGUGGAAUGCGGCUUGCCAAAGAACCUGAUGAGUUUGUAAAGCUGCUACAGCAAGCUAAAAGUGAGGCUGCUGCAGCAUUUGGAAAUGAUGGAGUUUAUUUGGAGAAGUAUGUUCAAAAUCCAAGACACAUUGAGUUCCAGGUGAUUUUUGUUUAUUUAGAGAGUAUUUGUAAUAAGGUUCCUAAGAAUUAUUUUGGAAGAUCAUUAAAGUAGAGUCUGAAAGUGGAA